This is a messenger RNA of Helobdella robusta, 2570 nucleotides long. RefSeq lists its product as hypothetical. The coding region runs from base 57 to 1934 and encodes 625 amino acids. The transcript has 11 exons. Gene Ontology annotation, cellular component: nuclear speck; commitment complex; U2AF complex. The record is from RefSeq and is a predicted model, not a curated record. Lineage: Eukaryota; Metazoa; Annelida; Clitellata; Rhynchobdellida; Glossiphoniidae. Gene Ontology annotation, molecular function: poly-pyrimidine tract binding; pre-mRNA 3'-splice site binding. Gene Ontology annotation, biological process: mRNA processing.
GAGAGAGAGAGAAGGAUAGGGAUCGGAUCAAGGAUAAAGAGAGAGAUAAAGAUGAGAUGAAAAAUGAUAAAGAUAAAGAUAGCCGAAAAGAUAGAGAUAAAGAUCGUGAAAGAUACAGAGAUAAAGAUGGAGAUAGAAAUAGAGAAAGAGAUAAAGAUCGUGAUAAAGAUAAAGAUAGAGAUAGAGAAAAAGAAAGAGAUAAGGAUCGAGAUAGAGAAAAGGAAAGAGAUAAAGAUAGAGAUAGAGAAAAGGAAAGAGAUAAAGAUAGAGAUAGAGAAAAGGAAAGAAAUAAGGAUCGAGAAAAGGACAGAGAUAAGGAUCGAGAAAAGGACAGAGAUAAGGAUCGAGAAAAGGACAGAGAUAGAGAUCGUGAAAAAGAAAGGGAUAAAGAAAAAGAUCGUGAAAAGGAGAAAGAUAGGGAAAGAGAUCGUGAAAAGGAUAGAGAUAAAGAUAGAGAUCGUGACAAAGACAGAGAUCGUGAAAAAGAUAAAGAGAGAGAUAGGACUAAAGAGAGAGAUCGUGAUAGAGAGAGAGAUAAAGACAAAGAUAAAAGACAUAGUAGAAAAAGAAGUCGAAGCAAGAGCAGGGAUAGAAGAUCUAGAAGUAAACGAAGAAGAUCAAGAUCGAAAGAUAAAAGCCAUUCUCCUGUUAAAUCUGUAAAACGAGUUAAAAAGCCAUACAAGUUUUGGGAUAUACCUCCUGUCGGUUAUGAACAUAUAACUCCGAAUGAGUACAAAGCACUGCAAGCUACUGGUCAGCUACCAGCCACCCCUGUGACAAUUCCAAUAAACAUAGCAGCUAAUGCCCAGGGUAGUACAUUGAGUCGACAAGCAAGAAGACUUUAUAUUGGAAAUAUACCAUUUGGCAUAACUGAGGAUGUGAUGUCUGAGUACUUCAAUGAGCAGAUGAGGAUGGCUGGAGUGCUGAACAAUGAUGAGAGUGCUGUGAUUGCAUGUCAAGUUAAUCUUGACAAAAACUUUGCUUUUUUGGAGUUCAGGACGGCUGAAGAUUGCACGCAUGCUUUGUCAUUUGAUGGUAUCAAUUGUCAAGGACAAGCUUUGAAGAUUAGGAGACCGAGAGAUUAUCAGGCUAUGUUAGGACUGGCUGAAGCUGCAGCCAAUGCCGCCAAGCCUACAGUUCCUGGCCUGGCUGCUCCUGUUAGCUCAUCUACAACGACUUCCACAUCUUCAACAGUUUCUGCACUUGCGGCCAUAGCAGCAGCAACUUCAACUACAGUUACUACAGUUCCAGUUAUUGCUCCUCCAGGAAUUGUCUCAACACUCGUGAAUGAUACACCCUACAAAAUAUUUGUCGGAGGUAUUCCAAGUUAUUUAAAUGAAGAUCAGGUUAAAGAACUUUUAAGUUCAUUUGGACCAUUGAAAUCGUUUAACUUAGUCAAAGAUCCUGUGACAAUGUUGUCGAAAGGUUUUGCGUUUGCAGAAUAUUCAGAUUAUACUGUAACUGAUCAGGCAUGUGCAGGUCUCAAUGGAAUGCAGCUGGGAGAUAAGAAGCUGAUUGUUCAAAGAGCCAGCAUUGGUUCACGUAAUCCCAAUCCAGCUCAUAUUCCUAUCAACCUCCAAAUACCGGGUCUGAAUAUCGUUGAUGUAGUUGCAUCGGGUCCCGGUCCCGUAACCGAAGUUUUGUGUCUCAUGAACAUGGUUUCACCAGAGGAAUUGGAAGAUGAGGAAGAAUAUGAAGAUAUUGUUGACGACAUAAAAGGCGAAUGUAGCAAAUAUGGUAAUGUUAAGAGUAUUGAAAUCCCAAGACCUAUUAAGGGGAUUGAAGUUCCUGGCGUAGGAAAAGUCUUUGUAGAGUUUUUCGCCACGGAAGACAGCCAAAAGGCCCAAGAACACUUGGCUGGCCGAAAAUUUGCCCAUCGCGUCGUUGUUACUUCGUAUUUUGAUCCAGACAAAUAUCAUAGGCGUGAAUUUUGAUUAUAAUGUAUAAUAUAGUAAGGUUCGAAUAAUAUUUAUGUGUACAUGUACAUGGUUGCUUCGCUCCUGUACUUUUGGUGAAUUGCGACUAACGUGUCAACCAUGGUCAAUGUUUAUUGUGACUGGGAUGGAAUUGUAUAUUUUGUUGUUUAUUCAGAUAUUUUAAUUUAACAUCGAAAUAAAUUUGAUUGCUCUUUCAUUACCUUUAUAUUUUGUCUAUGGACACCUGUAACUAUGUCGAUUUUUGAUCGUCGCGGUUGGCGGAUUUAAUGAAUUUUUUUGUUGGUUAAAUUUUUAAUUGCAAAAGUCGGAUAAGUCAUUUACUAAAAUUCAUUUUUAAUAUUAAAUAAAUACAAUGCGAUUUCUAAUCCAAAAGUGGAUAUCGUAGUUGGUUGGUUUUUCAUGCUUCCAAAGUCAAAAGGGCUUUAUCCAUGCACAAAAAAAUAAUCUAACUAGCCUUCUAACGUCUACCUGUCAUUUUAUCCUGUCCAUUCCAUUUCGUGCUUUUGAUUCUUACGUUGUAAAAAAAAACUAAAAAUCGAAGAUUAUCACCCUUGACUUGGCAAAGUUUGUAUGUUUUUAUUUCGUUUUUUUAAAAUUAUUAAGAAAGGAUUACUUUUAUUUUUAAGCGUUUUG